Molecule: messenger RNA, 4909 nt
Organism: Clunio marinus
Lineage: Eukaryota; Metazoa; Arthropoda; Insecta; Diptera; Chironomidae
Source: the annotation of a GenBank genome assembly
AUGGAUGAAACUUUAUGGAUUUUAUCACUGAAUAAAACCUUUUUCUUCCUUUUAUUUCACAAUAAUGCUCAAUUACCUUAUAACAGCAUACAUAAUUUUCAAGCAGUUUAUUAUGCCAAAAAGAAGCGACGUGCUCAACAAUCCCAAGGUGACGAUUCAUCACAUAAGAAAGAGCGUAAGCUUUACAACGAUGGAUAUGAUGACGAGAACCACGAUUAUAUUAUAAAGAAUGGAGAAAAGUUUCUUGAUCGUUAUGAAAUUGAUUCACUGAUAGGCAAAGGGAGUUUUGGUCAAGUUGUAAAAGCAUUUGAUCAUGAAGAGCAAUGUCACGUGGCGAUUAAAAUAAUCAAGAAUAAGAAACCAUUCUUAAAUCAAGCACAAAUCGAAGUCAAACUUCUCGAAAUGAUGAAUCGAGCGGAUGCUGAGAACAAAUAUUAUAUUGUCAAACUCAAACGUCAUUUCAUGUGGCGUAAUCAUUUAUGUUUAGUAUUUGAACUGCUAUCAUACAAUCUCUACGACCUGCUGCGCAACACAAACUUUCGAGGCGUGUCACUAAAUCUAACUAGAAAGUUCGCUCAGCAAUUGUGCACGGCACUGUUAUUUUUAAGUACACCCGAGCUAAGUAUCAUUCACUGUGAUUUAAAACCCGAAAAUAUUUUACUAUGCAAUCCGAAACGAUCGGCAAUAAAAAUCGUGGACUUUGGUAGUUCAUGUCAACUUGGCCAGAGGAUAUACCAAUACAUUCAAUCACGUUUCUACCGCUCACCAGAGGUGCUUCUUGGCAUCCCUUACGAUUUGGCGAUCGACAUGUGGUCUCUCGGUUGCAUUCUUGUUGAGAUGCAUACAGGCGAGCCACUGUUCUCUGGAUCCAAUGAGAUUGAUCAAAUGAAUAAGAUUGUAGAAGUGUUGGGUGUGCCACCAAAGCAUAUCCUUGAUCAAGCGCACAAGACGAGGAAAUUCUUCGAUAAACUUACCGAUGGAAGUUAUGUACUUAAGAAGCAGAAUAGUCAACGGAAAUAUAAGCAAGCGGGUUCGAGAAAGUUACAUGAUAUUCUUGGUGUUGAAACGGGUGGGCCUGGCGGGCGAAGACAUGGCGAGGGCGGGCAUAGUGGCGCCGGUUAUUUGAAAUUUAAAGACUUAAUCCUGCGAAUGUUGGACUUUGAUCCGAAGACACGCAUUACGCCGUAUUAUGCCUUGCAACAUAACUUCUUCAAACGAACAUCCGACGAGGGAACAAACACCGCUGUCGCCAUCAAUUCGGUCAGCACGAGUCCUUCCGUUAGCUCACAAGAUCAACAAAUUCACGGAGGCCUAUCUUUGAUUCCACCACGUUCUCAGGGAGGAGGAAAUAUCUUGAUCAAUAGCAGUAACAACAUUUAUCCAAUGGAUUGUGAUCCACCAUCAGUCAUCAGCAUUCAGCCAUCAAUUCAAAUGACUUUAACACCUUCAUCGGGAAUUCCAUCAUCGGGAGGCUCCACAUCAGUUUCAUUGAACGUCAUCAAUCAACGAUACUUGCAACAACACAUGCAUAGAAAUCGUUAUAAUGCUCCGCACAACGUACCGAAGUCAAAUUAUGCGCCUGCCUCGCUGCCGUUAGAUCUGAUAACGUCGAACAGUGGAAGCAGUAGCAGUGGAAACAACAGCAUCAUGGUACUCCCCGAUCACCAUUUAAACUCAUCUUCACUUAUCAUCAACAACAGUAGUAGUGGCGCGUCUUAUCAUCAUCCAAACUAUGCACCAUUCACCAUCAAUAAUAAUAACGAUAACAACUCCAUUCAAAUGCCUCAUCAAAACAAUAAAGCAGGUGGAAGUAGUGGGCGAAGUGGUAAUGCGAAUAGCAAUAAUAGUAACAAUAAUUCAGCGGGUGAUGAAUCUAUGGUUGGCGUUUGUGUUCAACAAAGUCCAGUAGUUAUUCAUUAAGAGACAGAAAACUCAACUUUUUUUUAACAAUUUCCUAACACAAAUGUCAAAAAGUAAGAAAGAAAGAAAACGAAACUUCUUGUUCUUUUUUUACAAUAUUAUCACAUGAAAUGAAAUUCCUUCUUCCUUGUGUGCGCCAUUGUGCAUCAAUUUAAGAAUAAUAAAAAAUAUGAUGAUGAUGAAUGAUGAAACUUUAACAUCAAACGACGUUAACACUUUGACUAUCUUGACAUUAUAAAUAAAUCAGUAAUUUUAGUUUAAUAUUUUAUGAUUUGUUUUAAAGAAUGAGAUUGCAUUCAGAAAAGAAAAUUGUUAGACACAAUAACGCAUUUCACUCUAUAAAGACUUGUCUAUGGUACAUGUUUUAACCAAUAACAUGACAAUAUCUCAGUUAUAACGUGUGUAAUAUUGGUAACACAUGCACCGUAAACACGCCGUUAUAGCGUUAAUUAAUUAUUGUGGCUAACUUAUUUUCUGAGUGCAAUCAUGUAAUGAAAUAGAAGUGAAUGAAAGAAAUAAUCCUAAUUAUAAUUAAUUGAACAUAACAGAGAUGAAGAGAGAGAGACAUAGAGAGAGAAGGUCCUUGUAAGUAAAGAACAAAAUUAUAGAAAAUAUUCUUUCCCCCUCCCUUCCUCCAUUAAUUGAUGAAGUUAUAGUAUAAUUAAUUGCAGCAUAAAUAAAAUGACAUUCAUGUUGCACAACUUGGAUGAAAUGAAAAUAAUUUAGUUGAUAUUUUGUAAAACGAAGAGACAGAUCUAAGAGACCGAGAUAAAGAGUGUUUAGUGAGCCGAAGUUAGCAUAAUUAACAUUUUUGACCUUCUUAAUAUUUCAUUUUUCGUUUUGUUUGUUACUAGCAGGUUGAAAUGAAAAUGAGAAAAAGUUUGCUGUAAUUUAUCGAAACUUUUGUAGAUAAAUUAAUUUGACUUAUUGAAAUUUAAAGAAAGAUUUGUGAUCAAUCUUCUUUAAUGGUUUUAGUUCUAUUUCUUAAUUUUAUUUCGUUCGUGUAAAAAUAUUUUUUAAGUUUAAAAAGAACAAGGAAUGCACAAACCUCUCUGGUUGUUAACUUCUUACUUAGCUAAUUAACUUGAGAGCGAUCAAAUGAAAAUGUUUUCGACUUUCUCGUUCCCAUAGAUCUGCUUUCUUUUACUUGUUUUUUAAGUAUAAAUAUUAAUUGAACGAGAUAACAAAGACUUUUUUAGCUGAAUUUUCUUUGCAUAAUCAAUUCAAAUAUCUUUAAGGUAUUAGCGGGCUGCUACGGAAUUUAUUUAUUGAAAACAUUAACUCACUUAAUGAUUAGAUGUAUUUAAUUAAAUCAUACAUAUAUUUUGAACCACAAGCAAUCAUUUCAAAGCAUUUCAAAUUCAUCAAUUCAAAUCUUUUUUUGUUUUUGCAAUCAGAUCGCAAUUUUUCUUGAGCUCAUUUACAGAAGAAUUGAAGAAUAUUCUUUGCUCAAGCUUUAUCAAACGUCAUCUGAUGAAACUGAAAAAAACAACCAGACUGAUUUUUAAUCUUCAAUCCUCAAUUAAAAUUCAUUGCAAUGUAAUUGUAAGAAUUCAUGAAAUUUUUUAACUCUGCAGAACAAUUUGGUCUUCUUUUUUAAACAGAAAAAAAAAGUUUAAUACAAUUUUACGAUACUGAUAGUUUUAACUAAACUGAAACUGAUAAGACCUCUAAUAAGAAUGCAACCUUAAAAAUAUUCAAGGAUGCUUUCAUUUUCCUCCAUUUUCUAAAUUAAUUAAAGAAAGCAUAAAUAGGUAAAAGUUGAGUACUAGAUAAAAGAUUGGAACACGAGAACUGCCACAAAUGAAUUGGAUGAUUAAAUGAAGUAUAAGGAAUAUUUGUAAGAAUCCUUUUCGUUUAUACUUUAACGAAUUAAAUGCUAUGCGCAAAUCCAAGCGCUCUAAUAAUAUUCUUCAAAGAAACAUGAAAGAAAACCUCUCGAGAAAAUUGAAAUAAUAAACGCGAGGUUGAAGUCGAGUAAAUAAAUCUAAAUCUGAUGUGAUGAAAGUUUUCAUUAAAGACGAUCAUUUCGUGAUGAUUUCAAGAAAUAAAAAAAAACGACUUGGUGUAGGAGAGAAAAUACAAAUGUGUUCAUUUUUAAUCUUUUUUUUUGUCUAAAAAUGCUAAAUCAAUUUUGAUGAACUUGUGGAAAUGAUGUUAAGUAGUAAAUAAAAGAGUGACGAGUUCGAUUUCUUCUUUUUUUUCUAUUUAAAUAUCAACAAAAUUUCCAAUGAAAUUUAAAUGACAGAAUCGAUGGUAACAAGAAUGUCAUGAAAUUUCACACUAAAAACUACUUUUUGUACGAAGAACUAAAUAUAGCUUAACUUUUGUCAUGUGAAGAUCUACAUAAUUAGAUUAUAUUAUAUUUUAAUUUCUCAAAAAAUGUUUUUGGAAGCUUUCAAGAACGAGUUUAUUUAAAAACUAACACAUUUGGUGAAUUAUUAUCCUCAAUAUCUGAACAGAAAUACUUCGGCGAUAAACAAUUAAACGCAUGAGUUAAACUCAUAACAAACUUAUGGAAGAAAAAAAUUGUUUUCAUUUGAUCAAAGAUCGAUGAUUUCAAAAGCAAACCUUUACCUGACCUGAGUAGAAGAAAAAAAAGAAUUACAUUUUUUGAAAAUUUCCAUGGCAAAAUUGAAAAUCUACGCAAAAUAAAACAUUCAAAUAGAAAUUUGAUUAAAAUGCAAAAAAAAUUAGCUGAUAAAUUAUUUAAUUAAGCACUUAAAUUAGGAUUUUUUUCGUUUUGUAAAAAUGGAACAUCAAGAAAAAAAAUAUUUUUUUCCAAAAUCUAAUCAAUAUACUGGCUAAUAAAUAUAACGAAUUGGAAAAGCAAGAAAAAAAGUAACGAAAUAAAUGAAAAUGAUGAACAGUAACUAAUUAAUAAAAUAGUGAAAAUUGAAUAAAAAGAAAAUAAUUCUUAAGUUUAAUUUAUAAAUUAUUAAAUAAUAACGAUUAAUUUAAAUUAAUUACAUUCUAGACGAUAAGUGAA